ACACUUCUCUAACCUCAUUUACAGGUGAGAGAAACUGAGACCAUGGAUGCCCGAUGGCUUGACUACCCUGCCUCUGGAGACCUGCCAGAUGACGAAGACAUUGGCGAGUUCAGGCCUCACUUCACGUCUGAUGAGUUAGAUAUAGAUGAGACAUCUGGGUCUGGAGACUAUACAGACUCUGAAGAUGCCAUAUAUCUGACCACCAUGGAUACUCCUGUGAUAUCUGACAACUCUAUCCCUGGAGAUAGCAAGAGAAAGAUAGAAGGUGAGAAGAAAAACACAAUGGUGGACAAUGAAAUCAUUCCAGACAAAGCCGUACCUGUUGAAGAGAACCUGUCCAACAAGAUCUCCAUGGCAAGCACAGCCAACAGCAGCAUCUUUGAAAGAACAGAAGUCCUUACAGCUCUCAUUGCAGGAGGGGCCGUGGGCCUCCUGUUUGCUGUCUUCCUGAUCCUGCUCUUAGUCUAUCGCAUGAAGAAAAAGGAUGAAGGCAGUUAUGACCUUGGGAAGAAACCCAUCUACAAGAAAGCUCCUACAAACGAGUUCUAUGCUUAAAGCUCAGCAGCACCUUGAGCCCAUCAAGGGACAAACAGACAGACUGUAUGGAAACACUGUGCCCUCAGAUGAGAUGUGCUGAACAAAUGCUUUUUUUGGAUUGAAUUUCAAAGCAGCUUUGAGAAAAAACAAAUUUCCUACGUGACCCUUCCCAUCCCGCUCAGCUAACAAGGGCCCAAUGAAAUACAAAGAGUCUGAAAAAAAAAACCAAAACCCCAAACCUCAAUGUAUUUUUUUUUUUUUCUAAAGCAAGUGUAAAAAGAAUAAAGAUGCCAAAUUUUCUGCUUGGUUUUAUAGAGGGUAUAUAAACACAAAACAGACUGUAUGGAAGCAAACACCAUGUGUUUGCAUCCCGUGUGCUGUGCUCAGAUUGGCUGCUUCUAUCUAGAAGGUGGCUUUUUUUAUAAACCUUGCUAAUGGAUGUCUUGCAGCAGGCUGUUAUGUGAAGCAUUUUUGUGGAGAACUAUUUAUGAAUCUCUAACACUACAGAUAUUGUUGCCUUAUCAGGGAGUAAAAGUCUCGUAGGGGCUCAAAAUCCCUGAAUGCCAUAGAGGGCCUAUGGGAAUGUCUUCCCCAGGAGACUUCUGUCUCUUCCUGUCGGCCCCAGGCAAGGGUCAUUAGUCCAUGAAAUCAGGACAACCAGUUUUGUUUGGCUAUGAUGACACCCUUUCCUUGCCUUCAGUCUCUUACCUUUUUUUAAGGAUUGCUUGUAGGAUUUUUUUAUAACAAAAUUUUAAAGAAAAUAGCCUAAUGUUUAUAUAAAGUUUGUAGAAAUUGUUUUGAAAUAAUAAUAAAAAAAAAUCUACUUUUUUAAUUUCCUCAGAUUUAUUUUUUCAAUCCCUUUGUGUUUCUUUUGGCCGGGCAUUUCUGUAGAGAUGUUGUUUUAUAUGAUUCAUAUUCUGGACUGAAGCAGAGUUUGCUACAGUGUGUUACAGGUUUCUUCUAGUUCUAUAGCAGCUACUGUAGAGGGUAAAAAUAUUUAUGGUUUUCACAUAACUUUUUUAGGAUUUGAUUUUUUUUUUUAAAUAGAAUUAUUUAUAGUUUCUAAAAUGGCUGCUCUUCUCAUUUGGUAACUUUUAUCCUUUAUGUAAAACACUAAUAUAAUGAGUCUCUGUGAAAACUAUUUAAGCUUUAUUCUGUGAAUUUUAAUUAUAAAUUCAAGGCAAUAACUUCUAGGAUUAAUCUGUAUGCAAAAUUUGAUUCAUAAUAUGACUGAAGUAGGGAAAAGAGAUUAAUUCCAGCCUGUAAUAUAUUAUUAUCAGUCCUAUAGAGCUAUAUAUUAUAUAUUUUACUGAGAAAUAUAAGAGUGAAAAGGCUGGAGUUAAUUCUUCAGCAGCCAUACUGAGUGUAAGAGCCUCGAUGGUUUGUCCUGCUGAUUGUCCAGUGUCUGGUCUGGAGCAGGAGUGGGCUGGUGCUAGGGAAGGCAGCUGGGAGCAGCCUGAGCCCUGGGGCUGGGUCCCCAGC
Antrostomus carolinensis (chuck-will's-widow) is the source of this 2019-nucleotide messenger RNA. RefSeq names its product syndecan 4 (gene SDC4). The record is from RefSeq and is a predicted model, not a curated record. Lineage: Eukaryota; Metazoa; Chordata; Aves; Caprimulgiformes; Caprimulgidae. Bases 43 to 555 code for a protein of 170 amino acids. Gene Ontology annotation, biological process: cell migration. The transcript has 4 exons. Gene Ontology annotation, cellular component: membrane; cell surface.